Molecule: messenger RNA, 1085 nt
Organism: Rana temporaria (common frog)
Lineage: Eukaryota; Metazoa; Chordata; Amphibia; Anura; Ranidae
Gene: DOK4
Product: docking protein 4
Biological process (GO): cell surface receptor protein tyrosine kinase signaling pathway; positive regulation of MAPK cascade
Cellular component (GO): cytoplasm
Source: RefSeq, a predicted model, not a curated record
AUAUACCGCCGCUGUUGGUUGGUGUUAAGAAAAUCUUCCAGUAAGGGGCCCUGGAGACUGGAGAAGUAUCCGGACGAGCGGUCGGUCGUCUUGCGUACAUCACCGAAGGUGACGGAGAUCAGUAAUGUGAAGUGUAUAAUGCGGCUCCCAAAGGAGACUAAGAGGCAAGCAGUGGCCAUUAUAUUCUGCGAUGACUUAGCCCGAACCUUUACCUGCGACUCAGAACUGGAGGCGGAGGAGUGGUACAAGGUGCUGUCCACGGAAUGUCUGGGGUCAAGAGCCAAUGAGUACAACCUGGGAGAACCAGACCUCCUCACCCCGGGAGUGCAGAGUGAACAGACAGAGCGUUUCAGUGUCUUCCUUCUACCUUCCUCUAAUUUGGACGUGUACGGGGAGUGCAAGCUGCAAAUCACAGAAGAAAACCUCUACCUCUGGGACGCACACAACCCACACACUAAGCUGCUGUCAUGGCCACUCUGCGCCCUGCGUCGAUAUGGCAAUGACUCCACGCGCUUUACUUUUGAAGCAGAACGGGUGUGCGGUAUUAACGAGGGGCUCUACACCUUCCAGACUGCAGAGGGGCAGCAGAUCUACGAGCGCGUUCACAGCUCUGUGCUGGCAUUGGCCGAGCAACACAAGAGUCUCCUCCUAGAGAUGGAGAAGAACUCCCGGCGACUCAACAAGGAGAACGAAAGCCUGUCGCAGCCUUGCCCCAGCACUUCCAUGCUGCCCCGCAGUGCAUACUGGCAUCAUAUUACUAGUGGCCAAACCAGCGGCGAGUCUUCCUGCAGUAACAGAACAUACAGCGGCCGAGACUCGGACCCUAUAACUAGACGGAUGAUUGAGAGGAAACUGCCAACAUCGGCCUCUCAGUGACCCCGUCAUCGUGAUUCCGGGAUGAUGGACACCAUGGUCUGUGAACUAGAUUUUGGCUCGUCUGGAUUCUGGAAACAUGAAGAACUCCGUUACUAAGGCACCGACCCUCUCUGCACUGAGGGGAUCUUUAUUGGACGAGUAGCUUGAGGAGGGACAACCCUGUAAAAAGCCAAUUUUGCACUAUAAAAAAAGAACCAAGUUCUGACCUA